Molecule: messenger RNA, 2646 nt
Organism: Nothobranchius furzeri (turquoise killifish)
Lineage: Eukaryota; Metazoa; Chordata; Actinopteri; Cyprinodontiformes; Nothobranchiidae
Source: RefSeq, a predicted model, not a curated record
CAGGUUUUGGGGGAGUUUGGAGGAAUGUUGACAGGCCCGGAGACAGCCGGACCAGGCCAUUUUCACUUGUCAAUACAUUUGAAAUCAGCAUGAUGAACCAGGACAAACGUUGAGCUCACACUUUCUCUGUGGGCUUUCUGACCAGCAGGUGAAGUCUACCUGUUAAUUACUGCCUGAGUGUCGCUGUCUCACCUGUUCACUCAUCCUCCCACCUCUUGUCUCCACCCACCCCCUCACGGUCAGGUCAUAUAUAUAAAAGAGGGAUGCAGUUUGGACCGCAGUUCUCCCUGGGGACCUCUUAAAACUGGUUUAAGCAGCAAAGGAGUUGUACUUUUAUGCUUUUUGGGUAAGAUGGAUUUUUGUUUUCAACCAUAAACCAAAACUUUUUAGGACUUUAAUCAAAUGAUCUUUUUAUUUUUUUUUUCCUUUGUCUCCCAGUUGAGCACCAGGUGUGAAAUGUCUCCGGCUCUGGCCAGCUCUGCUCCCAGCGAGCUCAACCACUGGUGGACCCAGCUGAGGUUUCGCCUUCAAAACAAAAAAGGAUGGAACGAGAUGUUGGAUGAAACUUUCCUUAUCUACACAAAAAACGUCAGCGACAUCCCUCUGUUCUACGCGGCUAAAAACAACAGCGUCGGCUGCAUCAGGAAACUGCUAAACUGUUCCUCCACCAACAUCUUUGAGAGAGGAGCCCUCGGAGAAACGGCCCUUCAUGUUGCUGUGAUGAACGACAACGCAGAUGCUGCGGUGGCUUUGAUGGAUGGAGCGCCUGAACUCAUCAAUGAACCCAUGACCUCUGAGAUUUUCCAAGGUAUUACUCCCCUCCACAUCGCUGUGGUGAACCAAAACAUCGACCUCGUUGAACAGCUGAUUCGUCGUGGAGGUGACGUUUCCGCACCUCGAGUCACCGGUCUUUAUUUCAAGAAGAGGAAAGGAGGACUGAUGUACUGUGGUGAGCACAUCCUGUCUUUUGCUGCUUGCACUGGAAACCUGGACAUCAUGACCAUGCUGAUGGACAAUGGGGCCAGCACCAGGGUCCAAGACUACAAAGGCAACACGCUUCUCCAUAUUUUGGUGCUGCAGCCCCAUAAGACCUUUGCGUGUCAGGCCAUGGAUCUGAUCAUGACCCGCGACGCAGAGCUGGACCAUAUGAUACCGCUCGACAUGGUGCCCAACUCUCGAGGCCUCACGCCCUUCAAACUAGCAGCCAAAGAGGGGAACACCGUGGUGUUCCAGCACCUGGUCAAUAAGAGGCGAGCAGUCCAGUGGAAUCUGGGACCUUUGACCUCCUACCUGUACGACCUGACUGAGAUCGACUCCUGGGCUGACAGUAUGUCAGUGCUGGAGGUUAUUGUGAGCAGUCCGAAGAAAGAGGCGAGACAGAUUCUGGAGAUUACUCCUGUCAGGCAGCUGGUCUCACUAAAAUGGAACCUGUAUGGAAAACAUUAUUUAAGGCUGCUGCUGUUAGUGUACCUCCUGUACAUCGUGACAUUCACCCUGAUUUGUGUGUAUCGCCCCCUAAAGGAUGCUGGGAGGAACAUCUCUAGUGACGACCCCAUCAAAACCAUCCUGAUCCAGAAAACUCUAAGUGAGAGUUAUGUGACCUACGGGGACAGUCUACGGCUGGUAGGAGAGAUCAUCAGCCUCGUGGGAGCGAUUCUAAUCCUGGUUCUGGAGAUCCCAGACAUACUGAGGGUGGGAGCAAAGCGUUACUUUGGUCAGACAGCUCUCGGAGGACCUUUCCACGUCAUCCUCAUCGUCUACGCUAUCCUGGUGGUGCUGCUGACUGUGCUCAGACUCACUGAGAUGCAGGGAGAGACUGAGAUAAUGGCGAUAGCUUUGAUUCUCGGCUGGUCCAAUGUCUUGUUCUUUGCCCGUGGUUUUGAAAGUCUUGGUCCUUUUGUCAUCAUGAUCCAGAAGAUUAUACUUGGAGACCUGGUAAAGUAUAUGUGGCUGCUCAUCAUCAUGCUCAUGGCUUUUACAACCUCUAUUUGGAUGGUGUACAUGACCCAGGAUCCACUCUCCUUGUCUCAGUACCGCUCCUUCCCCUUAGCUCUCUAUUCCCAGUUUGAGCUCUCUGUUAGCAUGAUUGAUCUCCCUAUGGAUAACAGCAUCCAGAUACCCCCAAUCAACCAAGUGAUACUUGCCGCCUUCUCUGUGAUCUGCUGUACCCUGCUGCUCAAUCUGCUGAUUGCCAUGAUGAGUGACACACAGUGGCGAGUGGCCCAAGAGAGAGAUGAGCUGUGGAGGACUCAGGUGGUGGCCACAACUCUGAUGGUAGAGAGGAGGCUGCCUCGCUGUUUGUGGUGUCAGAUCGGAGUGUGUGGGCUUACCUACGGCCUGAAGGAGCGUUGGUAUCUCAGGGUGGAGAACAGAAACGAUAUGAUGUUGCAAAAAAUGAGGCGCUACGUUAAAGCUUUCUCUAAGGAAAAUGAAAAUGAAGAGGGUGAGGAGAAAUCAGAUGCAGCAAACGGAUCCCCGAUUCUUCGAUCUGAAAGCAAAAAUGCCAGAAACAAAAAGGCGGUGGCAGCCUGGGAUGUGGUACGCCUCAGCACUUUGGGUUUGGACAUGGAGAUGGAGAUAGAGGAGCCAGAAGACAUAAAGGAAAUAAAAUAUGUUUAGAUUGUAAUUCUGUCUGAUAUAAAUCUG